Messenger RNA from Spizellomyces punctatus DAOM BR117, 3136 nucleotides. Its product is annotated as transitional endoplasmic reticulum ATPase. Lineage: Eukaryota; Fungi; Chytridiomycota; Chytridiomycetes; Spizellomycetales; Spizellomycetaceae. The coding region runs from base 476 to 2926 and encodes 816 amino acids. Gene Ontology annotation, molecular function: ATP binding; polyubiquitin modification-dependent protein binding; ATP hydrolysis activity. Gene Ontology annotation, cellular component: nucleus; VCP-NPL4-UFD1 AAA ATPase complex; cytosol. The record is from RefSeq and is a predicted model, not a curated record. Gene Ontology annotation, biological process: autophagosome maturation; retrograde protein transport, ER to cytosol; mitotic spindle disassembly. The transcript is spliced from 5 exons.
CGGUAAAAGACCAUGCGCCAGUGACUCACGCACAAGAUACCGUGGGUCAAACAGCCCAAGCCGAUCUGACUGCAAACCAAACCCAAGCAACUGCAAAAAGGUCUUGACAUGAUUUCAUAACUAAUACUUUGUAUUUCAAUAAUAAGAUGAUGGCAGUUUGACUGCAAACAGUUUACUCUUUUGCAGCUUGGGCAGUUUUUUGUUAUUUGAACGCGUGUCUAUGGCCUUCCAAAAGUGGACUUACAAAUUACGACCUUUCCCACAGUUUUUGACGCGGUUCAUUUCGCAGUCAUCAACCUCGCCCCCUUUAUAUAGUGGACUUACGCAGCAGUAGCAGUCUUUCCCACGCCAGAUUUUUCGACAUCUUUCAUCGGUCCCAUUCAUCUGCCUUUUUCCAUCGUUUCCCACUUACCCACAUACUCUUAUCACAACUACACCGUCCUCAACAACACUUUUUAACCACACCCAUCCAAAAAUGUCUGGAAAGGGAAAACUACCCGACGUGAACCCGUCCGACCUUACCACUGGCGAUUCCAGUGACGAUACGGCUCUCGCCAUUUUGAAGAAGAAGGCGUCACCAAACAAGCUCAUCGUGGAUGAUGCCACCAACGAUGACAACUCAGUCUGCACCCUCAACACCGCCACCAUGGAACAGUUGAACCUCUUCCGCGGAGACACUGUUCUUCUCAAGGGCAAGAAGCGCAAGGACACUGUUCUCAUUGUUUUGGCGGAUGACAAUGUCGAGCCUUCAAAGAUCCGUAUCAACAAGGUUGUACGUAACAACCUUCGUGUGCGUCUUGGUGAUGUUGUCUCGGUACAUUCUUGUUCGGAAAUCAAGUACGGAAAGCGUAUCCACGUUCUUCCCAUUGAUGACACCAUUGAGGGCAUUACCGGAAACCUUUUCGACAUUUACUUGAAACCGUACUUUUUGGAGGCCUACCGACCAGUACGAAAAGGCGACUUGUUUGUCGUUCGUGGAGCCAUGAGGGCUGUAGAGUUCAAAGUUGUAGAGUGCGAUCCAGCACCUUAUUGUAUCGUCGCACAAGACACGAUCAUUCACUGCGAAGGCGACCCCAUCAAACGGGAGGAGGAGGAGCAAAACUUGAACGAAGUGGGCUACGAUGAUAUUGGUGGUGUGCGAAGGCAGCUUGCACAGAUUCGUGAACUGGUCGAACUCCCACUUCGCCAUCCCCAGUUGUUCAAAAGUAUCGGUAUCAAACCUCCCAGGGGUAUCCUCAUGUUUGGUCCCCCGGGUACCGGUAAAACUCUGAUUGCUCGUGCAGUUGCCAACGAAACCGGUGCUUUCUUCUUCCUCAUCAACGGCCCGGAAAUCAUGUCCAAGAUGGCUGGUGAAUCCGAGAGUAACCUCCGAAAAGCUUUUGAGGAAGCCGAAAAGAACAGCCCGUCCAUCAUCUUCAUUGAUGAAAUUGAUGCUAUUGCGCCCAAGCGUGAAAAGACCAACGGUGAAGUCGAGCGUCGUGUUGUGUCCCAACUUUUGACUCUCAUGGAUGGAUUGAAGGCACGCUCCAACGUGGUUGUCAUUGCGGCAACUAACCGUCCAAACAGUAUUGACCCUGCCUUGCGUCGUUUUGGACGUUUCGAUCGUGAGAUUGACAUUGGCAUUCCUGAUCCCACUGGACGAUUGGAGAUCCUUCGUAUUCACACAAAGAACAUGAAACUGGCCGAUGAUGUAGAUUUGGAGCAAAUUGCGGCCGAGACUCACGGUUUCGUCGGUGCUGAUAUGGCCUCCCUCUGCUCAGAGGCUGCAAUGCAACAGAUCCGUGAAAAGAUGGAUUUGAUUGACUUGGAGGAGGAAACUAUUGACGCUGAAGUUCUAGACAGCCUUGCGGUAUCCAUGGAAAACUUCAGAUACGCUCUUGGUAUCUCCAACCCAUCUGCUCUGCGAGAAACCAUUGUCGAAGUGCCCACUACAACGUGGGACGAUAUCGGUGGGUUGGAAAAGGUCAAGCAGGAGUUGCAAGAGACUGUCCAGUACCCCGUGGAACACCCCGAAAAGUUUUUGAAGUUUGGUAUGAACCCCAGCAAAGGUGUCUUGUUCUACGGGCCCCCUGGUUGUGGAAAAACACUCCUUGCCAAGGCUAUUGCGAAUGAAUGUCAAGCCAACUUUAUCAGUAUCAAGGGACCUGAGUUGCUCACUAUGUGGUUCGGAGAGUCUGAGGCGAACGUACGUGAUGUUUUCGACAAGGCACGUGCAGCAGCACCUUGUGUCAUGUUCUUUGACGAGUUGGACUCUAUUGCCAAGGCUCGUGGAUCAGGGGCUGGUGAUGCAGGUGGUGCGGGUGACCGUGUGUUGAACCAGAUUUUGACUGAAAUGGACGGUAUGAACGCAAAGAAGAACGUCUUUGUCAUCGGUGCUACCAACCGUCCCGACCAGAUUGAUCCCGCAUUGCUCCGUCCUGGUCGUUUGGAUCAGCUCAUCUACAUCCCCCUCCCGGACGAGAAAUCACGUAGGUCGAUCCUGGGCGCAACGCUUCGCAAGUCGCCCGUUUCAAAGACUGUCGACCUCGACUACAUGGCAAAAAUGUCGAACGGAUUCUCUGGAGCUGAUCUUACUGAGAUUUGCCAGCGUGCCUGCAAGCUGGCUAUCAGGGAGUCCAUCGAAAAGGAAAUUAACCGCGAACGUGCACGAAAGGAUGCUCAAUCUCGCGGUGAGGAGCUCAUGGAUGACGAUGAAGACCCAGUGCCCGAAAUCACUCGUGCUCACUUUGAGGAAGCAAUGAAGUUUGCCCGCCGAUCAGUGUCUGAUAAUGACAUUCGCAAAUAUGAGAUGUUUGCUCAAAACUUGCAGCAGCGACUUGGAUUUGGGGGAUCUUUCAAGUUCCCUGAGUCUGGAAGUGGGGCAACCGGCGGGAAUGAAGGCGCAUUUGCGGAAGACGUAACUGCCGAUGAUGAUCUCUACUCGUAAGCAUGUCACUGUUUCUGGUUGCUUUGCUCUAUGGCGUGAUGCGCGGAAUGUUGGUAGUUUUGGAGAGGGGUGGUUCUAUUUAGAGGGAGUGUUUGCAGAGCUUGGGGUCUUUUUUCCCACUCUCGUCUUUUGAAAAUGUUUUUCGUUUGCUGGCAAGGUUCUCCCGUUUUGUAAUAUAUUCGGAUGAAUAAAUAUUUUCCUUUGCAUGAA